This is a messenger RNA of Camponotus floridanus (Florida carpenter ant), 2436 nucleotides long. RefSeq names its product pre-mRNA-processing factor 19 (gene Prp19). The transcript is spliced from 8 exons. Gene Ontology annotation, molecular function: protein binding; ubiquitin protein ligase activity. Gene Ontology annotation, cellular component: U2-type catalytic step 1 spliceosome; Prp19 complex; cytoplasm. Lineage: Eukaryota; Metazoa; Arthropoda; Insecta; Hymenoptera; Formicidae. Gene Ontology annotation, biological process: DNA repair; mRNA splicing, via spliceosome; protein ubiquitination. The record is from RefSeq and is a predicted model, not a curated record. Bases 61 to 1632 code for a protein of 523 amino acids.
GCUGCGGCCUUAAAUUACCUAUUGUAGACCCGGCCUUAUACUUGGUUGUCGGCGCCGGCAAUGUAUGUAUGUAUGCACGUAUGUACAUACGUAUGUAGUACAAAUCAUAUCAAGAAAAUGGCGCUUUCUUGUGCUAUUUCUAAUGAGGUACCGGAGCAUCCAGUAGUAUCCCCUGUUUCUGGAUCAAUAUUUGAAAGGCGUCUUGUUGAAAAAUAUGUAGCUGAGAAUGGAGUGGAUCCUAUUAAUGGCAAAGAACUUACCAUCGAACAGCUUAUUGAUAUCAAAACAACUCCAAUUGUCAAACCUAAACCACCUAGCGCAACAUCCAUUCCAGCGAUAUUAAAGAACUUACAAGAUGAAUGGGAUGCUGUUAUGUUACAUUCAUUUACAUUGCGACAACAACUUCAAACUGCAAGACAAGAAUUGUCUCAUGCACUUUAUCAGCAUGAUGCAGCUUGUCGAGUCAUUGCUAGAUUGACAAAGGAAGUUACCGCUGCUAGAGAAGCUCUGGCCACUCUCAAGCCACAGGCUGGAAUCGUUCAAGCUGCUACAAUCCCACAACCUGCUGUGGCAGUAGAAGCUGGUGGCACAGCAGCCCAACCAAUGGAACAGGCUGGCAUCACUGAAGAUGUGAUUCAGAAACUACAGGAACGAGCGACUGUCCUCACUCAAGAGCGAAAGCGACGUGGACGUUCAGUGCCAGAAGAUUUAAUGCCUCAGGAUAGUAUCCGGUCAUUCCAAACUCUCGCAUCGCAUCCUGGACUGCAUUCUGCUAGUGUACCAGGAAUCUUAGCGCUCGACAUUCAUAGCGCAGAUACCAGCAAGAUUUUAACGGGUGGCGCCGACAAGAAUGCUACUGUUUUCAACAAAGACACCGAACAAGUAGUGGCAAUUCUCAAAGGUCACACAAAAAAGGUUACACGCGUUAUCUAUCAUCCAGAGGAAGAUGUAGUGAUGACCGCUUCACCCGAUACUACGAUUCGUGUAUGGAACGUUGGUACCAGUCAGACGACUUUAUUACUGAAGGCUCACGACGCUCCAGUAACCGGAUUAUCUCUACAUCCGACCGGUGAUUAUUUAUUGAGCUCGUCUCUGGAUCAACAUUGGGCCUUCUCGGAUAUACGUACCGGCAGAUUAUUAACUAAAGUGGCAGGACAAACGGGACAACCGUUGACUACGGCGCAGUUUCAUCCUGAUGGUCUAAUUUUCGGUACUGGCACAGCAGAUUCUCAAGUGAAAAUCUGGGACUUGAAAGAACAAUCUAACGUUGCAAAUUUCCCUGGUCAUACUGGCCCGAUCACAGCGAUUAGUUUCUCCGAGAAUGGAUAUUAUUUGGCAACUGCUGCGGAGGACUCUUGCGUUAAACUCUGGGAUUUACGCAAGCUAAAGAACUUUAAGACGCUGCAAUUGGAGGAAUCUUACGAAGUAAAGGACAUUUGCUUCGACCAAAGCGGAACUUAUUUAGCUGUAGCAGGGACAGACGUGAGGAUAUAUCUUUGUAAACAAUGGCAAGAAUUGAAAGUUUUGAACGAUCACACGGCAGCAGCUACUGGUGUUCGUUUUGGAAAACACGCGCAAUACAUUGCAUCCACCAGUAUGGACAGAACUCUGAAACUUUAUGGCUUGUCAUAGACAACUAAACCGAUAAGAAGAAACUAGAAGAAAUAUACGUAUUUCAUAUAUUAUUUAAUACCAAAUUAGAUUCUUCUAAAUGGAACCGAUCAAUUUUGAUGACUCAUUGAAUUUCUUUCAUAUACAGUUUAAAUCUUUUUCAUAUACAAUAAAAUAGACUCCUUUUGAGCCCGUUAAUUUUGAUAUCCCUCCGCAUAUAUUUUUACAUACAUUAAUGUCGUGUUUUUCAUUUGUUGCUGUAUAAUAAUGGUCAGCUAGACGAUUGCAGAUGCAGCCGUACUGAUAUUCACUAUAUUUGACCGCUUGGGAUAAAAUGUUAUCCUGCAUAUGUAAAACUGCAACUGCAUUUGCGCAAGUACAUGGCAAUUUGACAGUUUCGCGCUAAGGUGUGAGAAUAUAUGUAUAUACGUAUAUUCAUUAAUUUUUUUUCAGAAAUGUUCUAUUCCUUUCAUUCCAUAGGACCAAAAUUAAUAAAAACACACUAUAUAUUGGCAGAAAAAGUUUAUAAAAGAAGGAAAAUGUCAAAUCAUAAAAAACGAUCCAUUUUAAAAUCCGUAUCUAUAGUAGACUUUGUAAAUUAUAAAACUUACUCUUCUCCCCUUUAAAUAAGAAUAGUUUGUGACUACUUGAAGAAUUUCUGGAUAUUCUUCAUUUUAGACAUAAGAUUCAAAAUAUUGCAUCAAUACGUUUUAUUAUAAUUUUUACAUUAAUAUUUGGUCCUUAUUUGUAAAUUGAAUGACAUGUGCGAUAUUAUGACAAAUCUUUAAUUAUUAAGUUAUAGAUGUCCGCGACUUUUGAAGAAUA